CCAAAAGCAGAACCUUUAAUAAUAGUACUCUUUUGAGCUGAGUUUGAUAACCUUCUUCUCCGCCAUCUCCUCCACGGCAUGGGCGUAUCCCGCCACCGACACCACCACCACCACGUCGUAGCUACCUUCACCUUUCUCCUACUCGCUUCCGCUUCACUCGGCACUCGUUCUCAACUCGACGGCAGGUUCCGGGAGAGAGAAGGGAGCAAGAGGAGAAGUGGGUCGGGGGUGUGGGACCGGUUCUUGUCUCAGAAACAACUAAGUGGACCGGGCUCUCAACCGCCCUCUUGUAGAUCCAACUGCGGGAGUUGCUCGCCGUGUAAGGCGGUUCACGUCCCGGUUCAACCGGGUCUGGCGAUGCCAUUGGAGUACUACCCCGAAGCUUGGCGUUGCAAGUGUGGGAACAAGGUUUUCAUGCCCUAAAAACUAAAGGCAAAGUAAUAAUACACUGAAAUCUAAGGGUUUUUUUUUGGUUUUCUCAAAUAAUAAACAA
Molecule: messenger RNA, 493 nt
Organism: Hibiscus syriacus
Lineage: Eukaryota; Viridiplantae; Streptophyta; Magnoliopsida; Malvales; Malvaceae
Product: EPIDERMAL PATTERNING FACTOR-like protein 5
Exons: 2
Coding region: 79-423 (114 amino acids)
Biological process (GO): guard cell differentiation; stomatal complex development
Source: RefSeq, a predicted model, not a curated record